Messenger RNA from Alligator sinensis (Chinese alligator), 1293 nucleotides. It is a transcript of the gene MAP3K11, whose product is annotated as mitogen-activated protein kinase kinase kinase 11. The annotation marks the transcript as partial. Gene Ontology annotation, molecular function: JUN kinase kinase kinase activity; ATP binding. The record is from RefSeq and is a predicted model, not a curated record. Lineage: Eukaryota; Metazoa; Chordata; Crocodylia; Alligatoridae. Gene Ontology annotation, biological process: protein phosphorylation. The transcript is spliced from 9 exons.
GCGCUGGCCGGGCGCCGCUUCCCGCCCGCCGUGCUGGUGGACUGGGCCCUGCAGAUCGCCCGCGGCAUGCGCUACCUGCACGCCGUGCCCGUCAUCCACCGCGACCUCAAGUCCAACAACGUGCUGCUGGCGGAGCCCGUGGACCCAGAGGCACCGGGCGGGAACACGCUGAAGAUCACGGACUUCGGGCUGGCGCGGGAGUGGAACCGCACCACCAAGAUGAGCGCGGCCGGCACCUACGCCUGGAUGGCACCCGAGGUCAUCAAGUCCUCCACCUUCUCCCGCGGCAGCGACGUCUGGAGCUACGGGGUGCUGCUGUGGGAGCUGCUGACGGGCGAGGUGCCCUAUCGUGGUAUCGAUGGCCUGGCCGUGGCCUACGGCGUCGCCGUCAACAAGCUGACACUGCCGAUCCCAUCCACCUGCCCCGAGCCCUUUGCCCAGCUCAUGGCUGAGUGCUGGGACCAGGACCCCCACGAGCGGCCGAGCUUCGGAGCGGUGCUGAGCCAGCUGGAGGCGCUGGAGCAGCAGGGCCUGGCUGAGCUGCCUCCUGGCUCCUUCCACUCACUGCAGGAUGACUGGCAGCUGGAGAUCCAGGCCAUGUUUGACCAGCUGCGCGCCCGUGAGAAGGAGCUGCUGAGCCGGGAGGAGGAGCUGGCGCGGGCAGCGGUGGAGCAGAAGUGCCAGGAGGAGGCGCUGCGGCAGCGCGAGCACCAGUUGGCCCAGUGGGAGCUGGAGGUCUUCGAGCGGGAGCUGAGCCUGCUGCUGCAGCAGGCUGCCCGUCAGCCCCCCCUGCUCAAGCGCCGCCGCGGCACCUUCCGGCGCGCCAAGAGCAAGGGCCGGGACGGCGGUGACCGCAUCAGCAUGCCCCUUGACUUCAAGCACCGCAUCACCGUCCAGGCGUCUCCUGGGCUGGACCGGCGCAACGUGGCCGAGGGAGGGGCCGGAGGGUCCCCCACCUUCCCCCGCUUCCGGGCCAUCCAAUUGGAGCCCGUGGAGAGCGCCCCCAGCUGGGCCCGGCCGGCGCUGCGUCGGGGGGACGAGCCUGGGACUGGGGAGCGACGCCCCAAGGCUUGGGGCCCUGGGUCCCCCACGCAGAACGGCAGGCGGAAGUCACGGCUGGACGAUACAACGUGGUACCUGGAGUCUGAGGAGCCCCCCAUGGGAGAGGGGACCCUAAAUGGUGAUGCCAGUGGGACCCAGGAGUCAGAGCGGGGGCUGAUCCAGCGGGCGCUGCAGCCCCGUGGAGCUAGGGGGGGCCGGGGAGGGGGGUCCCCGGACUCCGGGGUCCCCUGA